AUGGCAAAAGUUGCUGCACCGGGACGUUUGUUUGGUUCUGUUACUGUUCAAAUUGGUGGAGCUUCUGCUGCUUUAACUGAUGGUCCAAUGGUUAGAAGGAAGACUCCAUCGGAACUGAGAGGAGAGCAGCUGAAGAGGACAAAAGUUGUAGAGAUUGUAGAUGAAUCUCCAGCCCCACUGGGUUCAAAGAAUAAUAGUAGUGAGGUGGAUAAUGGGCUUAGGAAAUCAGAUGCAUCUAGGACUCCUCGAUACAUUGACACCCGUAUGGAUGAAGUAUAUCCUGUCAAAAAAUCCAGGCUUAGGAUGCUUUCUGUAAAAGACAGUGCAAAGGAAAAUACAACUGAGCAACCUAAUGGCCUGAAGAAUAUCUCUGUGCUUUCAACUCUGGCUGCCAAGAGAAGGCAACUUUCAUGUCCAGAGAUUUCGGUUGCUUCUGAUGAAGUUUUGGAAGAUGGUGUGGUACAACCUAGUCAAACAAUUGAAAAAUGCAGUCAAAGUAUAUUUCGCAGUGUUACUCAGCUUUCAUCUAGUGGUGAAAAGUCAUCUGGCUUGGCAUUUGUUGACAUGGAUAAAGCAUUAAAAGGACUUGUGGCCCAUGAAGCUCCUAAUGCUUCUGGUUUAAAUGCUGAUUCUUCUGAAAAGGCUGGCAAUCAUAGUGGCAGUUUCUGCUCUGAAUGCAAUAUAGCUGGCCAAAAGGCUCCUCUUGAUUUUACUUUGAAAACCAGAAUGCGAGUGGCAUCCUCUUGCUCAGUUACUUGGAUUCAUAGGUCAAUUAUGAGCAGUACCUACAAUGGCAUGCCACAGCUUGCAUCCGAAUUUGGUGAUUCCAAGGACAAUAGUAGCUGGGGGCAGGCACUUACUUCUCAAAUCCAUAGUUCUAAAGCUUUGCAUUCGUGGGUUUACCCUCAAUCCACUUUGCCUUCUGCUGUCAUAUCAGUGUUAACCUCAUCAGCAACUGAGGGAGUGAAGUGUGCACUUCACAAUUUGUGGCGAUGUUCACUGGUAGAUCAGGCUCAGGAAGAACCAAACACCUAUGCAAUGCUUACAUCUCCCGGUCGACAAGAGGAUGUUUGUUUCUCUAUGCCACUUUGUCAUUCUAAAGUAGAGCAAGUCACCACUGAAGAUUUAGUUGAGCUCUCUGAGAUUGAGAAACAAAAUUUGGGCCAGAAUGCAGCUCUUUCUGCUCCGGAGAUAAAAUGUGUGGAAAUAAAAAGAGCUGGCCAUAAUGCUGCCUCUCCUAAAGAAUCUACAGUGAAAGAUACUGAAUCCAGUCAAGGUUCAUCCAUUGGUCUCUUGUCCAGCAUUGAAAUUAAAGAUGUAUGUAUUCCAUCGUGGAUUGUUUGCCGAAUAUGUGCACUCAUGGGCUCCGCAGGGAGAAGCUUUGUGGCAAGCUUUACAACGGAACGCACCUCAAUUGGCUUGAAUGUUGCUCUUGAGACAGCCUGUGAGAAACCUGAUCAAGCUGAGGCAGUUGAAGGCUUGGAAGAGAGCAGCCAUGCUUUUGGUAUUCCAGAAGCCACAGUUGCUCCUUGCUUGCGUUCAGGUUUUUUAAAAGGCUUGAAGUACUGUGAUGGUUCUUAUAUGGCUUCCCUCUCUCCGGUCUGA
This is a messenger RNA of Dovyalis caffra, 1605 nucleotides long. NCBI's taxonomy places the organism in Eukaryota, Viridiplantae, Streptophyta, Magnoliopsida, Malpighiales, Salicaceae. The record is from the annotation of a GenBank genome assembly.